GCAGGGGAUAGGGAAGGGAAGGAGAAUACACGAGAGAGGUAGGCUCGGCCUAUUCGAGAAGGCUGGUAGACUGUUGGUAGGUGAGAGUAAGAAAGCGAAGGAGCAUACUGGCUGGCAGAGGCAGACUGGCCGGCCGUGCGCUGUAGUUAACAGAGCUGCCAGCAAAUCGGCAGCAGAUGUGGUCAGUUAGUUCGGUGCUGUGUGCUCGUUCGGAUCACAGUGUUUCUGUGGAUUUCGAUGCACCGACUGAAUCCGCAGUCGAUAGUAGCGACAAUAGCCAGCGAUCAGUUGCCGAGUGUGACCCUCGUCGUCGCGACACAACACGCCGGGUUCGAGAGAACCACGUAAGAGUGAACGCACUGUAAAAGGCUUGGAGAGUCGGUGACAAGUCGUGGCAAGGCGAAAAACGACUUGAUUCAGCGGAUACGAUUUCGACGUGUACAGAGAAUAGAAAGGAACGAAACAAAACGAGUAAGACAGGACAGGACAGGAUAGGAUAGGACAGGAGAGAACAGAAUAAACAACAAGGAGAGCAACGACAACGGUGUAUCGAGGAAGAAUCGCGAGGUAGAAAGAAGAGGAGAGAACAAAUCGAAUGGAACAGUCGGUCGCGCGCCAGCACCAAGAACGCAGUGAUCGCAGUACCUGUACGUCGGUGGCCGAAGACUUGUCCGAUUGAGACUCGGGAGUGAUGUGGCAACGUUGCUGGUGGCUUGCGAGUGGAGGAGUCAGUAGUCGUUCGGCUGUUCUAUCGUAGUCUGUGUCUGACAGUGCAGUGUCGUUGCCAAUAGAACCGCGAGGGCCCGUCAGGGCCCACGAACACCGCGAAUAUCAUCGCGAUUCUCACCGCGGUCACGAUGACAUAUCUAACAGGAGCAGCAACGAGUAGUAACACCACCAUCAUCGACGGGACAAUCGUACAGAUACAUCUAACAUUGCUACGAUAGCGCAUGUUCGCGUUUGUUGGUUAUCGUCGUUGAAAAACAGCCGAUGAAAGAGGAGAGAGUUUCCGUGACUCGUGGUUUAAGUAACAGUGUUUCGAAGCGUACGAUCACGGCGAAACGCGCGUAUUCGUCGUACAUACAAGUCUCGUUGGUUGAGUCGCAGCAACGAGCAGCAGCAGCAGCAGCAGCAGCAGGUUUUGGUUCCGAACCUUUAUAGAAGUUCCUGAAGUGCGCGCGCGGGGUUUUACGCGUCUGCCACUCGAAUGUCGAGAAACGAAUGAGUGCGUGAAUCGUGACAACAUCGUGUCGAAGUGUACGGAGAGGAGUAUCCUGAGAGAGAACGAGAUAGAAUCCGUCUCUCUUUCUCUCACAUCCCAUAGAGGCCGUGGUCGGACUUUACGCCGUCGUACGCGCUUCUCCCCUCUCCCCGUAAUGGACUGUUUCUUUCUCCCUCUCUCUCGCUGAAGGCCAAUUUAUCUAUCCCGUCUCUGUCUGAGUCUAUACCAUUCCUGUCUGUGCGCUGGCAGAGUUUUCACUGGCGCGACACGACACGGCACGGCACGGCACGGCACGCGCGCACACACGCUACCGACACGUAAACGAAAAACGAAACGAAACCGGCUGCUGUCCAGCCGAAACGGGAGUGUCAAACAUCCGAGGAAAAAUCACGGGCUAUGGGAACAGUGUGUGCCAUGAACUGAAAAAACAGUGCGCGACCGGUUGUCUCGUGCUUGGCCCCGUCGAAAGAGGAUCUUGCAUUUCAUCCGGUGCGUGCCUGUAUAUCCCUUUACACCAAAGGAGGAAGAGAGGUUAGGUUAGGCUAGGACUCCGCGUCACCCUUGGCUACACUCCGUCCUUCUCGCUCUUUCGUGCGAUUCUCCUACCUCUCUUUUUCUGGCAUACGGCCGAAGAGGAACGCGCAGACACGAGAGGCCAAACCGACUACGUACACACAUACACACAUUGCCAGGACAAUUGGGGAAAGAGGAGGAAAACACAAAUGCCGAUCGCUGGUGGAAUUCUAGUCGCUGGAACCGCGGCUCAUUGCUGGUCUUCCGCCGCUGGUAUGCUUCGAUUCCUCGCUAGACUUUCAGGGAGGCGGCGGCACGUGCGCCGCAGCUCCGGGCCAGGUGGUGGAGCUCGUGCCGUUGAAGAAACAGAAGAGGCAGCAGCAGCGGGGGUGGGAGGCUACGUGGACGGUCUGGACGAAGGAAGGGGAGGAUGCGAUGCGGUAGGAGCGAGCGUGCUCGAGGAGGUUAGUUGCUCACCGGUGGCCGAUGGCGAGGUCUGCUGCGGCGACAGCAGUACCACCACCAACUACAGCCACCGUCGUCAUCACCUGCAUCAUAUACAUCGUCGCUAUAGUCAUCGUCAUCAGCAACAACAACAACUACAGCGUCAACGAUGUCACCAACGAAGGGACAGCAUGGCUAGCAACGAGCUGGUCGUCGACGAGGAAGCCGACGAUGAGGCUACGUAUCAGGACCAGGCUACCGCUGCUCCUCCUCAUCGGGACAUCCGUCACGAACUCCACCACCUACAACAUCACCAUCAUCAUCUGCAUCAUCACCAUCACCACCAUCACCACCCUCACCAUCACCAUCAUCAUCAUCUGCAUCAUAUCCAUCAGCGACUGCGGGACGACAGACCGCCUUGCGAUCGGGACGAAAACGCCGAUCGCAUCGUCCGGACCACCAGCAAUCGCCACGCGGAUGGUACCACCGCCACUGACAACCCUGCCACCGUCACUGCCAUGACGAGAGGAUGCAGGAUCCCGCCCUACCUCGCUACUCUACUCAUCCUCUCUUAUACCCUCUUCGGUAUAGCAGACGCCUGUUCAUCGCGGUCGACGCCGAAACCACGGCCACCGACGCCGACGCCUCGACCGAACAUCACAUUCCACAUGUACACGUGUCCACCGGAUUAUGCGGAAUGGUACUGCUUGAACGGUGCCACAUGUUUCACUGUCAAAAUCGUCGAUUCCCUCCUUUACAAUUGUCUAUGCGCCAACGGUUAUAUCGGGCAGAGAUGCGAGUUUAAGGAUUUAGAUGGUUCCUAUUUACCUUCCCGGCAACGUGUAAUGUUGGAGACAGCCAGCAUCGCCGGUGGUGCCACGAUAGCAGUAUUCCUGGUCGUUAUCAUUUGCAUAGCGGCUUACAUCCACUGUAAGCGAAAGCAAAAGGAAUUACGGUCGAGUAAUUGCGUCGACACGGUGGAUGGUCCUGGCCGAGAUCCGGAGUUAAGGCCGUUUAGCAACCGCAGCCGCUCCCUCAUGAUCUUCAUGACCAAGAAUCCUAAUAGCUCGGCGGCGAUAGAGCAGACGAGAAUGCCCGGAUGGAACUGCCCGGAAGCGGAGUCAAUGAGAAUGGCGUCCAUCAGCGAAGGCAAACGUUCCAAUCAAUGAUAGAGUCAGUCCGGUGCCUAAUUCCACUACACGAAGCAAGGCGUCCAGCAUAGAGAUCACCGACACCACGUCGACGGAAGGGAAUCACUUUCACCCAGCUGCUUUCUGUCUCCGUCCAUGGACUACGUUCUCGCGGUGACGUAUCAGAGAGGAAGGAAGAGAGAAAAAAAAAAAAAAAUCCAUUGUGAACGUAUUGCUCGACGAUCGUGUGCAACUUUGAAGAGCCUAGCUUCGUCGUAAUUCAAUGUUUAUUUGUGCCUGAAUUAUCCGGUCGACGAGUUUCUUGCAUCGUUAAGGAUCGUUUGAAGAGGAAGAUCGUUUAGCUCGACUUCGAGCGGUGCGUUUCUUCACAAUGGAAGAUCACGUUGGCAAGACAGCAAGAGACGAUCUCGUUGGCAGCUGAAAAAAUCGAUACGUGGACCGGGAUCCUCGGGAUCGAUGAUUCGCGCGAGAUCUAAAAAAGCGUAGGAUUAAAAAGGAAGUACGUAGCCGGUAACUUUAAAUAGCUGGACCUGAACAGCUGGAAGAACAAAGGACAAGAAAGUAGACAAGAAGGCAAGCUUAAAAAUAAAGCCUCUGCUGAAUAGGUGACUCUCUUAAUAGAAAGAAAAAGUAGGGAAGAGAGAGAGAGAGAGGAGAAGAGAAAAGAAGCAUUUAGCGCGAACGUAACGGAGAAGAAGCAUAAGUAAUUUGUUCCUAUCGGAGAUACGAGAUAGUUUAGAGCAGACAAUAAUAACCGGAGAAUAAUUACAUAACGUUAUUAGCAUCGGUUAAGAUAAAUGUACCAGUUAAGUUUCGACGAAUAAUCCUCUGCUAGAAGUAGAAACGUUGCUCGUCGUAGAAUAUAAUUCCUCGAUUUUAAUCGAGAAAACGCGCGGAAAUAAGUCCCUCCCCUCCCCUCCCAGAUUUCACUGCUUUGUUUUAUUCUUCUUUUCCAUAAACUCCUGUUUCCUGUAUGUCCGAUUUCGUUCGCUUCUUUUUUCCGUAUCCUCACGCAGAAAUCGAUCCUUCGAUGCAAGUUCCGAGUUCAGCACAAGUUUCUUAGAAAUCAAUACCACUGAAACGCGGAAAAUAGAACGACUCACGUAUCAGAAGCGUUAGCAGAUGCAAAGCAUUCGAAGUUCUAAAUCGUUGGAUGUCAGACAAUUUCUCUUCUUCUACACUGGCUGAUCCAGAAGGGAAGAAAUUCGAAAAUUCUAACCGUUUCUGUCGUUCAGUUUUCUUUCUUUCAAUGUGCCGAAUCGUCACGAAAGUUAUGCGUCACAGCGAUAAUACAAAGUAGAUUCGCGUGACGGGCCAAAACUUGAUCCUAUAAGUGUGUUUCACUGUAAAAUGUUCGUUCAAUACAGACGUAAUUAUUUAUUGGAAAGUUUUCGUUAAGUAUAUGUAUUUUUUGUCCGCACAAUGCCGUAUGUGUAACUUCAUUUAAAUUCGUAAUAUAAUUUAAAUUCGCCUUAACAUGGCGAGAAAAGAAAAGAAAACGAACUCGAGGAUGGUGUCCCUGUGCGGCGUUAAAACCUAGCGAAAAGAAAGUAAGCCUCGUUGUAAUAUUCGUUAGAUCGUCGAUAAAAAUCGAUUGAAUUCUCGAAGACGAAUGCACGAGUCGCGGUGGCAUCGAUAACGAUCGUGUCCAUCGAUCGAUUAAGGUCGGAAUCGAGCGCGCUGCGGAGCAAAUCUCUGUUCCUCGCCUCUCCUCUUGUAAAUAGUAAAUUAUCCACAUAGGGCCAGCCGAUUCGUUUUCCGUUAAAUUUAUCCCAAGAAAGAUUGGGCCGUUGUAGCGGACAAACUACAAUUAUGACGACGCUGGUCGACAGCGAGUUCCCAUUUCUUUACGGUGACUAUUGACAAAUAAAUUUAUCGGGCAACGAGUCGACCGGAUGACAGAGUCGAUUGUUCACGCGGCGUGCUCCUCCCAAUAUAACCGAUAGAACUAUCUCCAUUCUUCUUUCGAAUUUUGAAAGGAGUCGAGGAUUCGUUUAAAACGAUCGUUGUCGAACGCUACCGCGACGCCAUCUUAAAAAGUUCACGAAGAAGCACGAUAUGUUAUUUGUUUAGUCGAUCAUAACCUAACAUCCUGGAAGGAUCGAUCCUGUAUUCGACGAUGAUUUGUACAUUUGUAGAUACUGUGUCGUGGAAUGAAGAAGCUUCCAAACGCUUUGAAGAAACAGAAAAUGAAUCGUCUAGUAUACUUUUGUGUAACGUGUACGAAUAAUGUGUCGCGCGAUCAUGACCCGACGACGCUUUCGUUUCUUUGCUCGGCCACGAGCCUCGUGUUUUCUCUUUCGUUAUGAAGUUUCAAAACUUGAAUGACUUACAAAACGUCGUAAAGAUGCAGUAAGAGCUGGUAAUCUUUCUGGACAACGAAAAUCGGGAAGAAGAGUCGAAAGAAAGAAACGAAGGAGAAAACCGAAGAAUACGCAUACGUACGUAGAAUUAUGAAACGAGAUAGGUUCCGAGACGAGAAACGCGUGAAGCUAGGUGGCCUAAUGUGUAUUUCUUUUCUUUUUUUUAAUUUUCUGUUACGGGUACGAAUUCGAAUCGUAACCGUACGUUGUAAUUUAUUAUAAAUAGUCGUAAUUAUCGUGAAGAAAUCGUAGCGUGAAAAUGGAAAAACUCUAAUUUAAUUAUUCCCCGAUCUUACUUCUCUCGUAACUUUGUACUUGGUUCCUAAUUUAUUCUUAUAUUAUUUUUUUCCCUCUAAUUAUUAAUUACCACGAUUAUUAUUAUUAACUUACUAAUUUACGAUCAUUAGUUGCGAUCAUUUAAUUAUUCUCCUUUUAUUAUUAUUAUCGAACCACGAUUAAUCAAUUUAUUCCUAAUACUACCGCGUAUUAUUUGGUUAACACGAUAUCUUUUAAGGACACGCACUUAUUAUUUAUAAACGAACGAACGAACGAACGAGAGAGAGGGAGAGAGAGAGAAAAGAGUUAUAUAAAAAAAGAAAAAGAACGAAGAGAAAAAGCACGCAAUUUCCGACGCAAGUGCGCCUGUGAAAACCGCAUAAAACUCAAUGAAAAGCUUACGUUCCAACAUCGCACAGGCAUUCGUUGAAUAUCGUAGUAUCUGCAGUUGUUCUUCAAUCGAGAAAGCCAUUUUCCUACAAUUCAUUCAGCCAGCACACAGGUUUCUUUCCAUAAGUGCAACGUAGUAAUUCAUGCAAUCGAACCAGCAAUCGUUGAAUCAACUUCUAAACACAGUUUCACUGAAAGUUCGAAUAAUCGCUUCUAACGAUCGUAGUCGAUUCCUCGCAAUUCUUCUAAUUGGUCGUAUCGCGUUUCGAAACGCAUCGACGUGCAUCGUGAGAGCGAUUACUCGAACCCGUCGAUUCCGAAAAAUUGAGCAACGAAUGGCCGAUUGUUGAACACGAAGGAACUUCGAAACGUUUCAUACGGGAGCGAUCGCAAGAGAAAAGAUUCGUAGGUAGACUUCGAUUGUCAGCUUCUAAACGUUAAAAUAUCGUCACGACCGAGUGAUUGCUUGACCACGAUCUUUCUCUUUCUUUUUUCUUUUUUUAAUUUACACCCUAUCAAUCAUCGAGGGGAAACAUGACUUUAAUUUUUGUCGAGAGAAAAGAUAAAUAAACCAGAGAGAAUCAUCGUCGGGAGCAAUGACUUGGGCUUGUGACUUAGCGAUCGUUUAAGCGUAGACAGUGGUAGCAUUUUAGUACAUCAGACAGCGCUGUAGCCGUGUAUCGCGAAGAUCAAGACGAAGAAGAGAGCCGAAGGGAGGGAAAGAAUAAGAAAAAAAGCAGACACGAGAAGGAUACGUUGCAUUCGAUCGGGAGAAAGAGAAAGAAACAGAGAAAGAAAAACAGCUAAACGACGCGAAGAAAUUUCGAUGAAUUUUUCUUUUGGGUCAGCGUGGUCAGAGAGGUCUUAUCCUAGGAGAGAGACCCGACGGGAAUGGUUUGUACCACUAACCGUUCGAUCGGAAUCGACUCGAGGACACUGGAAUCACGAAAUUCUUAGUGGAGCGCGAUCAUUCCGAUCGACGACUGGUCAACUCUACCGUCGGCGACCGCCGCUCAGUCCGUUCGUAUCCUCUUCUUUCCUUUGUUUUCUCUUGUUUGCUUCUUGCUUUUCCGUUUCCGUUUCUUCUUAAUAUUCUGUUUUUCCUUUCUUUUUUCUUUCUGUUUUCCUUUAUUUGUUUUAAUUUUUAAUUUCCGGACGGAAAUCUUCGCGCUCAGACGACACGCGAAAGGUCUCCAAGUGAAAUUUGUUUCUUUUUUUCGUGAAUUGCGUGCGCUUUAUGACGGCGGAUGGUAGGUACCCCGUCCGACAUACCAAAUCCGUACUUUCUGUCGCGAUAUAUGCUGUUCGUUGUAAAUGUACCAAAGACAAUGUCGAUUAACUGACAAAAUAAAGGUAGUUUAUUUAUAAAAAUGUGUGAAGAAGAAUGAAAAAAAAAGAAAGAAAGAAAAUGAUAGAAAGAAAGGAGCAGUGUGCACGCGGAUAACGCGUGUAUGAUCUGCUUCGUAAAAAUCGAACGGUAAGAACAAUGAACGAAUAUAACGGGGAUAAUAUAGUUAACAAGAGUUAUCUAUCCAAAGGAAAAAUGCUGCUAAAGUGUCAUUUAGCUAGACGAGAUUGAUCAUUGGAUUCGCAAUGUUGCACCGAAACAUUGUUAUUAUUUUUGUAAAGAAACUAUGUACAUGUAUUAACUUAGCGUGCUCUGCGUAUGGAAGCUUACGAUAUGUUGAUUAUUAUUACUAUUAUUAUUAUUAUUGCUAUUAUUAUUUCUAUUAUUAUUAUUUCUAUUAUUAUUAUUAUUGCUAUUAUUAUCUAUUUUUAUUAUUAUCUAUUAUUAUUACGAUUAUUAUUAUAUUGAAAGGAAUAAAAACUUGUACUCUUGUUUCCCGAAAUGGUUAAGUAGUAUAAAUAAGCGAGAUCGUAUAUGUUGCUGCAGUCAUCCUUUAAACUUUAAACACUUUCCCGCCAUUCUUCACUGAUUGUUCCAUAGGCUGCGCCACUGUCCUUCGCGUUCCUUCCUUUACAAUUAGAUGAUAAUACGUCAGGCAAAUACGUGAUUAUAGUUGUUUAAAAAAUUCUAGAACGUUUAUCCUUGUAUUUAAAAGAAGGAAAAAGUAAAAGAAUUGAAGAAUGACAUAUAUAUAUAUAUAUAUAAUAUAAUAUAUAUAAAUAAUAUAUAUAAACAUGACGUACUAAGUUUCACCAAAGAGAGCACAAUAUUUAAACCUUAUUUUUCGAAUUUGAUCACGCAGUAGUUCCAGCGUAGAUUUGAUCACCAUGAAACGUGUAAUCUACGCAUCGAAAAGUGUUAUAUUUAAAAUAUUUCGUGUUUAAAUUAGUGUCUGUGUAUAUUAAUUCAAUGACAAAUUGUUCAAAGAAUCAUUAAAUUUGGAACGACAUUAAACAAUUCGCGAACUUACAAAUUUUUUGUGGAAACUGAUCUGAUGUUUCAGCAUCUAUCUCACUUUAAUGGCAUUCUUAUCUUCGAUGCAAUGCGUUUGGUUGAUGUCAGAUAUGCUAUAGUGAUACUAGUGUAAAUGUUAGUGAAAUAGUGGAAAAAUAAUGCUAACAGUUGGAGUUAUUAAAAGCUGAAUUUGUAACAUCCAUAGAUAAUUGGCGAGAUGGAAUUUCAAAGAAACAUUAAGGCCAUGCAGACCAAGAACCAUCGACUUAUAUAAAUACAUAUACCUCCUAAUUAUAAUUUAAUUAUAAAUAUUCAGUUGAUCCAAUCAAUAUUUCAUCUUAUUACAUUUUUGCUAGUAUCUCCUGUGUUUGAAAAAUACGAUAUAAUAAAAAUUAUAUAAUUGAAAUUUA
Bombus terrestris (buff-tailed bumblebee) is the source of this 9131-nucleotide messenger RNA. RefSeq lists its product as uncharacterized. Bases 1945 to 3348 code for a protein of 467 amino acids. Gene Ontology annotation, molecular function: epidermal growth factor receptor binding; receptor ligand activity. Gene Ontology annotation, biological process: epidermal growth factor receptor signaling pathway. The transcript has 7 exons. Lineage: Eukaryota; Metazoa; Arthropoda; Insecta; Hymenoptera; Apidae. The record is from RefSeq and is a predicted model, not a curated record.